UAAGAACCAUAUUCAUUGGUCAACCACUGUAUUAUCAAGGAUUUGGUAAAGUUUAAGACUUUUGCCCAAAACAAACCCUGCUAAGUUUCUUAUAUUAAGUGAAUCCAGAGUGUAGCUUUUUUAGAUUAAACUGCAAAAGAAAACAUGUGGUUUUUUGGAAGUAAAGGACCAUCAGGAUUCUCUUCUUCUUCUACAGCAGAGGAAGUUACUCAAGGGAUUGAUGGAUCUGCCCUCACUGCCAUUGUGACAGGAGCAUCGAGCGGUAUUGGUGUAGAGACAACCCGCGUCCUUGCAUUGCGCGGUGUCCACGUAGUUAUGGCCGUAAGGAAUGUGGAUGCUGGUCGGAAUGUCAAGGAAGCAAUACUAAAAGAAAUACCUGGUGCUAAGAUUGAUGUAAUGGAAUUAGAUCUAAGCUCAAUGGCAUCAAUAAGAAAAUUUGCAUCACAAUAUCAAUCCUCUAAUCUUCCCUUGAAUCUACUAAUCAACAACGCCGGGGUUGUAACACCGUUCAUGUUAUCGCACGACGGCAUCGAAUUGCAAUUCGCAACCAACUAUUUAGGUCCUUUUCUUCUAACCGAUCUUCUAUCGGAGACUAUGAAAAAAACAGCACGCGAAAGCAACAUAGAAGGGAGGAUUGUCAAUGUAUCUUCGAUAGGUCAUCGGUUUACAUAUAGCGAGGGGAUCCGCUUCGACAAAAUCAACGACGAAUCAGGAUACUCCUCUUGGUAUGCUUAUGGACAAUCAAAGCUUGCUACCAUAUUACAUGCCAAGGAGCUUUCUAGGCGUCUAAAGGAAGAUGGGGUGGAGAUUACAGCAAAUUCACUUCAUCCCGGAGGAAUACUGACCAAUAUUAUGCGCCACAAUGGUUUCAUGAAUGGCUUUCUCCAUUUGAUUGGGAAAUAUUUUUUCAAGAGUAUUCCGCAGGGAGCUGCCACUACAUGUUAUGUUGCAUUACACCCACAAGUUAAAGGUGUUAGUGGAGAAUAUUUCAUGGACAGCAACAUAAGUAACCCAAGCUCUAUGGCUAACGACGUAGAUUUGGCUAAAAAACUAUGGGAUUUUAGCUUCACCUUGAUCAAUCCCAAGUAGGUUGGUUCACAAGGCCUUUUCUGAGAGGAUUUGCAUUGUGUCACUUUGAUAUAUGAAGUCAAAAUUGUAUGACUAAGCUUGAAUAUGUUCCAUGUUAUACAAAAUAUAAUGUUAUAUUAAUCUCUAAAAAUGGAAAUGCAAUUAUCUUUGGUAUUUCUUACAGCAACUGUUACUAUUUCCCCUUAGUAUUUUUCAUGUGUGACUAUUAGGGGCGAGAAAAUGAUUAAUUUGGUUAUUUUUACAAUUUCAUGGCUACGAUUAUUUUUACACUGAUGCACUAUAAAUCUAAAGGGGUGUGGGUGUAAGAUUAGACAAACGCUAAAGAAGAUGCAAUUGCCACGUUACAACAUAAGCUGGUGGUCGCAUUUAAGGUUGAUGCGAUUGCCACUUUACAACAUAAAAGCUGGUGGUCGCUUUUUGAGUGAUGGCUAGAAUUUACGACGGAAAAAUGCAAAUACCAAAGAGCAGUAUGGCGUUGAGAGGUGCUGCCAUGGCUGGUGGUGCUUGCAUUGGAAGACAAAGAACCACCCCAUUUCUCCUUUCAUCUUCUCCAUUGUUUUUCAGGGUACGAUCCCUUCAUUCCCCUUCACAUCCUCUCCUAAGAUUCACAUCUUUUCCUAACCCCAAAACUGGAUUUAAGUAUCAGAUUCGGGCAAUACAAGAGGUAACUGCAGAUACUGUAAAAUCCCAGAAAGGAAAAGAAGAUGAUGAAAAGAGUUCCCCACAAAAUUGGAAGAUUAAAAUGCUUUAUGAUGGAGAUUGUCCGCUUUGCAUGCGUGAGGUACACCGUUUUUCAUAUAUAUGGCUUAUGAUAAUAUUUGGCGUUCAUUAUUGUUGAAGGCAGGCCAGAGUCUCACCCCUCAAACAGCAGAGUUAUUGUGUGUGAAGUGUCUAUGCAAGGUUUUACCAGGUUUUGUCUCCCGAUUCCGAAGAGAGCUUAACCGGUAUCAAGGACGUUAGGAGUGUCUUGCCACCAAAGAAAUAUUGAGCAUUUGCCUUAGUGGGGUUGGAACCCAUACACUUAUAUGGCAUUAGUGGCUAAGAACACUACCACUUGAUAGACCUCAAAUCCCACUAAGGUCAAAUGCUUAAUAUUUCCUUGGUAGUGAGGCGGUCCCUAAACUCUGUAAACCCGGUUGGGUUCUUCCUGGAAUUGGAAGACAAAACCCAGGGAUAAAACCGAAUGUAAACACCCUAAGCAUAAUACCGCCACAGUUUGAGGGUCUGAGACUCCAACCUACCCCUUAACAAUUAUCAUAAUCAUUAUCGCUCUGUUUAAUUAUUUAUGUUGUCAUUAAGUUGAUAUGCUAAGGGAGAGAAAUAAGCAAUAUGGCACUAUCAAGUUUGUUGAGAUAAGUUCUGUUGAUUAUUCUCCUGAAGAAAAUCAAGGAUUGGACUACAAAACUGUAUGUUCAUCAUCUACAUCCUUUUUUUAAUCUUUUAGAGAAGUCAGCUAUUUUGUGUGGUCUAUCUUUCAUUUUUUUUCCAAGGUUAUUGAACCCUUUGUAAACAGGCCAAUUUGCCCGGGUCCACAUCAAGACCAAAUAAAGAAUAAAAAAACCCAAUUAUUAAUAGUCCAUUAAAUGUCCAUUUACAGACUUUGAGCCAAUUACCUAGACCCAAAACCCUAAUUUAAAACCCAUAGCCCAAACCUAAUAAGAGCCCAAACGGCCCAAAAACUUAAACAGUUUCAGAAACCCUAGGUCACCCCCCUUUGCGCCGCAACAGUAACUUCCAGCCUCCAAGCCCCAUACGGCCUCCUGGCGCCACAGCCACGCUCGCGCCUCCGUACGCCUCACGCCAAGUGCCAGCACACGCCCUGUACCCCGUACCUGCAAACAAACAAGACAAACAAAGCAGCAAAAAGCAAGAAAAAAUAUUGUAUUUUUAUAUAUUUAUUUUUCUUUUAGAUUUCGGCUAUAAAGCCAAAAAAGAAUGUAUUGAUCUUUUUUAUGCGCAAUAUACGCACACUACACAAACUCAAUACAAAGAAAAAUCAAAACUUUGAAAGGU
Molecule: messenger RNA, 3102 nt
Organism: Gossypium arboreum
Lineage: Eukaryota; Viridiplantae; Streptophyta; Magnoliopsida; Malvales; Malvaceae
Product: short-chain dehydrogenase TIC 32, chloroplastic-like
Exons: 9
Coding region: 145-1089 (314 amino acids)
Source: RefSeq, a predicted model, not a curated record